This is a messenger RNA of Porites evermanni, 644 nucleotides long. The record is from the annotation of a GenBank genome assembly. NCBI's taxonomy places the organism in Eukaryota, Metazoa, Cnidaria, Anthozoa, Scleractinia, Poritidae.
CUAACAAGUGUUAAGUGUUCGUUAAGUAGAGGUGUCCGGCCUGAGGAUACGUUCCACUGCAGAAAACGUCAAAAAAUAUCUACCUCGAUUAAACGGACGCCUCUGAACAUGGAAAUAUGCAUGUCUCCACCCUUUGGUGUCUGCAAUAAGGAGGUUUCAUUAAAGAGAACUGUAGUUUGCAUCCUCGGAGACCCAGGGGCAGAUAAAGGGGGCGAGAGAAAGUCUAAAAGGGCGGAAAAAUAUAUAUGGAACGAAGAAAAGUAUAGAACGGCGAGAAGAGCCCCUGGGGACAAUGUCUUACCAGACCAGUUCCAAACGGUCGCCGCCGUUCUGGCUUCUGAUUGGUGCCAGAAAAACACAAGUUUUCUGGCACCAAUCAGAAGCCAGAGCGGCGGCGGCCGUUUGGAACUGGUCUGGUAAGACAUUGUCCCCAGGGGCUCUUCUCGCCGUUCUUUACUUUUUUUCGUGCCACAUUUUUCCGCCCGUUUAGACUUUCGGUCGUCCCCACUAUCUGCCCCUGGGUCUCCGAGGAUGUGUAGUUUGAAGACGAGAACAACUACGAGGACCAAAUUAACUUUAACUUUCCUUUUUCAAUGAACUCUAAAAAUAUAGACACCCCUGAAGGCUUCAUCAUACUUUUUUCA